Molecule: messenger RNA, 165 nt
Organism: Daldinia caldariorum
Lineage: Eukaryota; Fungi; Ascomycota; Sordariomycetes; Xylariales; Hypoxylaceae
Exons: 2
Coding region: 1-165 (54 amino acids)
Source: RefSeq, a predicted model, not a curated record
AUGUCGGACAAAAGCAACACGUCCCCGGACUUCACAUCCUAUUACUUGCAACAAAGCACCAAGGAGUUCGCGGAGGACCUGGACAAAAUCCGUAACGCCGACGACUUCAAAGGCGAUGCGGAGAGGAUACUAAAGGCGCGGAAAUCUAAGGAUGAGGAUAAAUGA